This is a messenger RNA of Trichophyton rubrum CBS 118892, 2523 nucleotides long. RefSeq lists its product as uncharacterized. The transcript has a single exon. Bases 47 to 937 code for a protein of 296 amino acids. Lineage: Eukaryota; Fungi; Ascomycota; Eurotiomycetes; Onygenales; Arthrodermataceae. The record is from RefSeq and is a predicted model, not a curated record.
CUUUGCCCUAACAGAGGAAGAGUGAACACUGGCACCCCUUUUCAAGAUGGCAUCGACGAGAUACGGUUUACCGUCUCCAAAGUCACCAACAGAAUCAUCAAAGAGGAUCGCUAUUAACACUCUGCUUAACCCAGAGAGUGUGUCAGCAUGCGAUUCACGCUGUUUGUAUCCUACACGCAAACUACAACCACCAUAUGUCGACUAUCCAGAUCGCCGUGAGAGGUACUCUAGUGGGUCAUCAACAACCAUUAGCAGUGCUUGCUCAACACCAGUAAAUACCUCUUUCCAAGGCUACAAUCAGACGCAUUUUCGCCCUCUCCAAUACCUAAACACAGGUUAUGGCUCCUAUGAUGGACGACCGGAACCUACAUCUGCAGCCUCCGACAGCUAUAAUUUUACUCACCACCACCAUCACCACCAUAGUACAAUGAACGGUAAUGCCAACGCCACGGGCAAGGCACCGGUGUCACCCACUUCCUCACCAACGCCUUAUCGAAGAGAACGUUUCCCAUCUGUCUCUAGCGGAACGUCAUCUGCACCGGUUCCAGAGCGCCGCCGACCACCUCGACCGAAGUACGACGAGGAAGAGAUGUACUUUAUAUGGUACCAUCGAGUUGAUUUAGGCCAGGAAUGGAAGCAGGUCCGUGAAUGCUUCAACGCUCAGUUUCCAAACCGUCAAAGAACUGGCUUCCAGGGAAUACAGUGCAAGUAUUACCGCUUUAUCAAGGAAAAGAACUGCCCCACACUACGCGAACAGCGGAGAAAAAGGAGUGCUGCUGCUGCUUCCGCUGCGGCUGGACGUGAGACCGGCAGCGACUCUGAAGGAAGAACGAAGUGCCAUAACUAUGGCGGAUCCAAUUGCCAUUUCAACGAGGAUGGGCCAGCCUAUGGAGUGAUUCGCUGGACGGGCACUCGAUUCCCUUGGAUGAAGCAGUAGAACCAUCCCGCUCUGGCUGCACCUACCGGGACCUUUCCAUAGCCUCGGUUCUUUCUUCUUUUCCUCCCUGAUAUCUUAGUUCGUUGGUGACUGGGUCCAAUAUAACGAUGCUACGCGUGAAAUGACUUAAUGUUCUAAUGAUAACUUUUCUUUCUUGGUAAGCCAAGGGAACAGAUUAUACGACAUGCUUCCAGUCGUUCUCUCGCAAAGCACUCCUUAGCCUUCCUUUACCCCUUACAUAUAUACCCAUUUUAUUAUAUCUGGAGACUGCUACUGCGUCAUAAAAGCCACAAAAGUUGCAAAGAUACUGGCAGUAAAUAGAUGCCCCAGGCAAGGGCAUAGAACACCUGACCACAUACUCAUACUCGUUCAUUUCUAUAUAUAUUUGUUCAAUUAUUCAUUUCUACUUUCUCACGUUCAUCUAAAUAACAUCAACGCUUCAGGUUGAUACCUUCAUUUGAGCCCUUCCUGUAUGAUUAUCCACAGAUUCGUACUUGGCUAUUGGUCAUCGGGCUUGUUUGUUGGUGCUGCAGUGGUUAGGCAUGGCGCCUAUAAUCCUUCUUCGCAGUAUGACAGAGCAGGUUGGCGGUUACAUUAUACGGGGUAUCUAUCCAUGAGCUUCCAUAUUUCUUGCCUUUCUACAUGUAUCACUCUAUUGGCCUAUUUUUAUCUAUUGUUGUACCCCUAAGGCCACAACAUGGCCCUGGGAAUGGAUUGGGGGAGAAGUGGCAGCAAUGUAAUCACUAAUUGGUCUUUACUCAUUUAUCGACUGUAAAAACAGUCAAGAACGGUAGCGAGGGAAAAAGGUGUUGAUGUGGUUAAACGGGAGUUCAUGCAGGAGAAUAACAAUACGUUUGACUUGCAUCUUCCAUCUACAGGCCAUCUAUAGAUGUAUAUAUCCAAUAAUGGGGCCAAAAGCACCUCCAAGCCGACUUUCCAGUCUCCACUCACCACCUAGUUAACUACUUAGUCCUCUUUUUUAUGCCUUCAGUCGCUACUUUUAGUUAUUAGUUAUCGUAUGCAGCUAUCCUAUUCUUGCGAGCGCGUACAGUCCAUGCGGCUAAGGGGGAAGAAGCAAAGUGUGACUUCAGCUUGCUUAACCACAUGCAUGAGACCUCAUUAACUGCACCACGCAUAAAUAUUCCUCUAGCAUGGCAUAAUUAGAAUGCCCCAGUGUCUAUACGUGGUGACGACUAGUUAAAGAGACCUCUACCUGGCUAUCCUCUGGCUCCGCUGACAGCUAAAGUAUCCCUCCACCACCCCUCCCACCUCUGCAAAUAGCUCUUGUCAAAAUAACACCCCUUUGCUUAGAACAGUUGCCAUGCCACUGAACAUAUAACUAGGUGACUGGCCAAAGGAAUUUCCUUGAAAUAUUCGCUAUUACAGUGUUAUUUACUCCAUCGUUUUUACCGAGUUAGUUAAGCCAAUGACUAUGUGAGAUGCAAACACUGGCCGCUUUUAUGCGUCAGGAGCAGCUAUAUUACAGAUCAAGGCAUUUCAUUAUUAACAAUAACGGUCAGUCGGUCCCGAUAUCGUCAUCUCUGUGUCGAAAGAGAAUGAAUACGUGGACUUGCUGAUAAAUCCUG